Messenger RNA from Amborella trichopoda, 1347 nucleotides. The record is from RefSeq and is a predicted model, not a curated record. NCBI's taxonomy places the organism in Eukaryota, Viridiplantae, Streptophyta, Magnoliopsida, Amborellales, Amborellaceae.
UCCUGCAUUUCAUAGUUUUCUGUUUGAUAUCACUGUGAAUGUUAUUGUCUAAAUGUUCAUCCAUCCUGUAUAUUCUAUAUAAAGCUGCAAUUAGCUUUGUUAGUUUUCAUCAUUAGCAGCACUAAUUUCAAACCCAUGGUCAAACUCAUAGCAGACAGUUUGAGAGAUUAAUAAGGGAUGCUCUUUUGUUUUUGAUUGGUCAUAAUUAUGAUUUUUUUCUUGGACAGUUUGAUGGUAUAGGAAUGUUGAGCUUCUGAUUAAUUUAGGAAGACUUGUAUUAGAUCUGACCGAGCAAGGAAAACCUUGUGGAUCCGUAAGUAGUCUAUGUCUAGAAAAAUUUCACUCUAUUCAUUUUUAGUGCGUCAGAAAGAGUAUGUUGCAGGACCUUGUAUCUUUUGGUGCGGACCCCCUUUUUGUCUUCCAACAAGGUUGGUAUUCAAUAUAACUGGCAAGGUUUGAUUUCAGAGUUCUAUUGAGCGCUGGGUCAAUCAGUCAAUUAGAAAAGCACCUCUCAUUUCAUGUUUUAUGUAUCUCCGACUUCCUGAUGAACUUUCUGCAAUAGUUGGUCUUUUAAGGUUCUUGGUUCAACUGAAAAAAUUUAGGAGUCUUGUGUGCUUUGCAGAUGGGCACCUUCAAGCGACGUGCGAAUUGUGUUCAGGCUGUUGUCUGCAUGCCCUGGCAUCUACUUCCCUCAUUGCCCAUUCUCAGAAGUUGUCCUAUAAGAACACCUUAAAGAUCUAUAUCUAUAUGAAUGUUUUACGUACCAUAUUUCUUUGUUUGAACCCUGAGACACAUGAGAUCACUGACUUUUGCAGCUUCUACAUUCUCCCUUCUUCAAUAUUUGGCAGCCAAAAUUACUCGACAUCGAAAGCUGCUUCCUCGUACGACAAUGUGGUUACUCAGACUCCUUUGCUCCAGCUGAUGAAUGAUGCUCUCAUUGUGGCGAAACAGAAGGACUAUGAUGUGUUCAAUGCGUUAGAUGUCAUGCAUAAUGAAUCUUUCUUGAAGGAGCUGAAAUUCGGGCCUGGUGAUGGUCAGCUUCAUUAUUAUCUGUACAACUACUGGAUACGACAGGCUUUGAGGCCAUCUGAGCUAGGGCUCGUGCUUUUGUAGUUAGUUGCACCAGGCAAAGAAUUUAUACUUAUCUUCAUUGAGAGGACCAGGAAAAAUGCGUUGUUUGAUGUCUUAUUUGUGGAUGAUGGUUUGUUUGCUUGACUCACAAUGGUUGUCUGGCAGUUUGAUCUUAUCUUGUGUGAAGGACUUUUAUAUGUGAUCAAAUUCUCUGUAGUCUUUCUUGAGACGGUUGUUGGAUAUUUCUUACACCUGAUUGUGUAUAGUUCUUCUUUA